Molecule: messenger RNA, 949 nt
Organism: Syngnathus acus (greater pipefish)
Lineage: Eukaryota; Metazoa; Chordata; Actinopteri; Syngnathiformes; Syngnathidae
Product: immunoglobulin lambda-1 light chain-like
Exons: 4
Coding region: 92-820 (242 amino acids)
Source: RefSeq, a predicted model, not a curated record
UCCCUGGUGCAUUUAAAAGCUGCAGGCCCCUUCGACUAGCCUUGCUUCGUCGACUCGCUUGCCUGACAUUUCCCCGCUGAUCACAGACACCAUGUUUGGGACCCUCUGCCUUCUCGUCAGCGCUCUGACUUAUGGUGAUGCAGCCAAGGUGGUUACCCAGACACCGGCGGUCCUGACAGUUCCUGAAGGACAACAAGUUCUUUUUGACUGCAACAUUCAGAGGGAUGACAACUAUCUUGUCAAUUUUUAUAAACAAAUACCUGGCGACGCUCCAGAGUUUAUUCUGUAUUAUUACCGUACGCAGUCCUCGCCUACCUUUGGAGCACAAUUCCAAUCCUCCUCAAGUCGCUUUGAUGUUAAAACGUCCUCUCCUGUAAACUACCAGUUCAUCAUUAAGCAGGCAAAGUCAGGAGACUCUGCUGAGUAUUAUUGUAGCACAUGGGACGACACUGCUCAGGGACUUGUAGUCUUCGGAGGAGGAACCAAGGUGUUUGUGACAAGCGCUGACCUCCCUGCCCCCGUGGUGACAGUCUUUCCCCCGGCCAGCGCCGAGCUCCAGUCCGAAAAGGCCACCCUGGUCUGUGUGGCCACACAGUCGUCCCCAUAUGCAGACGUCACAUGGCUGACUCGUGGCCUUCCGGUGAGCGGCGCCGUCAAGACCGGCCCCGCCAUGCGACAAGCGGACCAAACUUACACAAUCAGCAGUUAUUUGACCGUGGAGACAUCCAACUGGAAUGCGGACGCCACUUACACCUGUAAAGUGUCUUUGGGCUCCAAGUCUGCUGAAAACACCAUCAGAAAGUCAACGUGUGCGACCUAGAUGGUCAACAUUUACGUUGUGUGGGCUAAUCAGGCCAUAGCAAUGAUGUAUUUGCAUGCUUGGAGGGAUCUUUUCUUUCAACUUUAUACUUGCUAGCUUAGAAUUCUUCAAUAAAAAAUUGUCAUCAAA